AUGAAGUAUCUACCAGUACAAGAUUUCGAGGCGGUGACGAGCACGCUCAACUUCAAUACUCCGGACUGCAACGUGACGGGCGGAUGCGAUCUCUAUACAACGAAAGCAUCGGGCUCUGAUAAGAAGCUGUAUAAAAAUAUUGAUAACGACCUAAACUCGCAACAUGAAGCUCUCCUAAAACUCGGCGCUAGCCUCUCACCACCUGAACGCGCUCACAUGCUGGCUACAUCGCCGAGCAUGCAGAUGUUUUCGCACUCAAGCGCUUUUGGUCCACUUUCCGAACUCUCAAGUCGCAAGACCUUUGCAUACCUCAUUGCGACACUCAAUGCAAGCCACCCACACUACGACUUUUCCCAUGUGCUUCGACCCAACGACUUCAAGCGCGAGCGGAAUUUGCGUCGCGUUAUGAUCAAUCUCGAUUCAAUCCUCCAGAACGUGAGGCCGAAUUUCGAGCCUAAAUCCUUAGGGUCCUCCUUAGGUAGCGAAGCUACUUCUUCAAUCUGGGGACCCCAAUGCUGGUCGUUGAUCGAUAAGGAGAUGCAUCUUAACGAGUGCACCAUUUUCAGCUACAACCCUGACAGCGACCCUUUCGAGGAAGAUGAGAGUGCUAUUUGGGCAUCGCACUACUUCUUUUUCAACCGCGCAUUGAAGCGAGUUGCCUACCUAUAUGUUCGUGUUGUACCAGUCAUCUCAUCCCACAGCCCGACCCUCCGGCCCGCCAAUCUUGCAAGAAAUCACAACCAACAACUCGAGUCAGCUGGCGCACAAAAACGCGCCAAUUACUGGCUUGGUGAAAAUGCGGAGUUGGUACCUUACAAUGAAGGUGACGAGUAUCUUGACGAUGGCCUCUUCUGGAACCGCGGGGAGAACGGAGAUCUCGUCGCCUACUCGGAUGAUGAAUUCGAAGAUGAUAUCGACGAUAUGGAUAUGAACAUGCUCGACAGAAGUCUCGACAGAAGUUCUGAUAGAUUCAUGAGUGAAGACAUCGCAGGCCGUAUGGAGAUCUGA
Molecule: messenger RNA, 1008 nt
Organism: Fusarium pseudograminearum CS3096
Lineage: Eukaryota; Fungi; Ascomycota; Sordariomycetes; Hypocreales; Nectriaceae
Exons: 2
Coding region: 1-1008 (335 amino acids)
Biological process (GO): negative regulation of transcription by RNA polymerase III
Cellular component (GO): nucleus
Molecular function (GO): RNA polymerase III core binding
Source: RefSeq, a predicted model, not a curated record